This is a messenger RNA of Coprinopsis cinerea okayama7#130, 1219 nucleotides long. RefSeq names its product class III ADH enzyme. Gene Ontology annotation, cellular component: cytosol. Gene Ontology annotation, molecular function: zinc ion binding; S-(hydroxymethyl)glutathione dehydrogenase [NAD(P)+] activity. The record is from RefSeq and is a predicted model, not a curated record. The coding region runs from base 4 to 1143 and encodes 379 amino acids. The transcript is spliced from 12 exons. Gene Ontology annotation, biological process: formaldehyde catabolic process. NCBI's taxonomy places the organism in Eukaryota, Fungi, Basidiomycota, Agaricomycetes, Agaricales, Psathyrellaceae.
ACCAUGUCUGACACUGCUGGAAAGACCAUCAAGUGCAAAGCUGCUGUGUGCUGGGGUGCUGGAGAGCCCUUGAAGAUCGAAGAAGUCGAGGUCGCUCCCCCCAGGGCCCACGAAGUCAGAAUCCGUAUCUUGUAUACUGGUAUCUGUCACACGGACGAGUACACUCGCAGUGGCAAGGACCCUGAGGGUCUCUUCCCCGUUAUCCUUGGUCAUGAAGGUGGAGGUAUCGUCGAGUCUGUUGGCGAGGGCGUUACCAGCGUCGCAGUCGGCGAUCAUGUUAUUCCCCUCUACACCGCCGAAUGCCGUGAAUGCAAGUUCUGCAAGAGCGGGAAGACUAACCUCUGUGGAAAGGUUCGAGCCACUCAAGGCAAGGGAUUGAUGCCCGACAACACCAGCCGUUUCUCUAUCAAUGGCAAGCCCAUCCACCACUUCAUGGGUACUUCGACCUUCUCCCAGUAUACUGUCGUCGCCGAUGUAUCAGUCGUCGCCGUGAACAAGAAGGCUCCCUUGGACAAGGUCUGCCUCCUCGGUUGUGGUAUCACCACCGCCUGGGGAGCUGUUGUCAAGCAGCCUGGAAUCAAGGACUCUACCGUCGCUGUCUUCGGCUGUGGUGCCAUCGGUCUCGGAUGCAUCUCCACCGCCUCCGUCGUAGGAGCCAGCCGAAUCAUUGCCAUCGACACCAACCCCAAGAAGGAGUCGUGGGCCAAACAAUUCGGUGCCACCGAGUUCAUUAACCCACUCGACCUUCCCGAGGGCAAGAAGAUUCAAGACCACUUGGUCGAGAUCACCGACGGCGGUCUCGAUUUUACCUUUGACUGCACUGGAAAUGUCCAAGUCAUGCGCGCUGCUCUCGAGGCUUGCCACAAGGGAUGGGGUGUUUCGACCGUCAUUGGUGUCGCUGCUGCUGGUCAAGAAAUUUCCACUCGACCCUUCCAACUGGUCACCGGACGUGUCUGGCGAGGAUCUGCUUUCGGCGGCGUCAAGGGCCGCACUGAGAUUCCUGGAUUGGUCGAAGAUUACUUGAACGGUAAACUCAAGGUUGAUGAGUACGUCACUCACCACAGAAAGUUGGAAGAGCUCAACGAAGGCUUCCAUGACAUGCACUCCGGCGAAUGUAUCCGAUGCGUCGUCGAUAUGCAAUGAAUAGCAAGUUCCCAGAAUCCACUGAAUCGAUGAAAGAGCAGCACAACGGGAACAUCACGAAUGAAUAUGUAAACAC